This is a messenger RNA of Durio zibethinus, 1651 nucleotides long. The record is from RefSeq and is a predicted model, not a curated record. Lineage: Eukaryota; Viridiplantae; Streptophyta; Magnoliopsida; Malvales; Malvaceae.
CUGAAAUUUGAAGGAAAGCCGCAGCCAUUUGUGGAAAGUAGCUCCAAAGGUGAGCUGCCCGAUCCUAUGGUCCAAAUAGAAAUGCAGGUUAGGCUAGUUGGAGGGUCGAUCACGACAGUUACAUCUGAGCCUAAAUAGUCUAAUCAUAUCAGUUAUUGUCAUGUCAUCAAGAAAGAAAAGCACCUUAAUUUCCAAUUUAUAAAAAUCCAAAUUUCAUUCUAUCAAGAAAGGAAAAAAAAAGAAAAGAGACAGAUUAAGAUGAAAAGGCUUAGACUUUGCCAUUUCAAUUUUCAAAGCCAAACAAAGAAGAGAAUUCUCUCGGCUUUCUUUAAAAAAAAAAUGAGAAACAGGAUCUCUUCUUCUUCUUCCUUCCAAGACAUUUGUUUCUUCUUCUGGUUGGGCCUCGCAGCAUUUGAAGUAGAACACAGUAGUACUAUUAAUGAUGAUGCUGACAAGAUUCGAUCUCAGUUCCUUCAUCUUCUGCGUACCAGACGAUCUCCUCGAGUUCCUCUGACUGUGGAACCUGCGAAACCCGUUCUGCAUCCUUUCUUUCAAGAAGUUCCUAUACCGACCUUCAGUGAGGCAAUGGAGUCUUGUCCGAAGGCUCCUAUUAAAAAUCUCAAGGAACGGCUUCAGGGGGAAAACCUUUAUUUGCACACUGAGGCUGGAGAGCAAGGACAGUUGCCUGUGUUAAUCUUAAGCUUGAAAGACAGCAGUCAGAAAAGAAGGCCUGCUGUUGUUUUUCUGCAUAGUACCAAUAAGAACAAAGAGUGGUUGCGAUCACUGCUUGAGGCAUAUGCUUCAAGGGAAUACAUAGCCAUUGCUAUCGAUUCUCGCUACCAUGGUGAACGUGCUCACAACCUCACUACCUAUCGAGAUGCUCUAGUGUCAUCAUGGAAAAAAGGAGAUACAAUGCCAUUUCUAUUUGAUACAGGAUUUCAAUGGGCCAUAGACCAUGACAAAUGGCAGGCUCGAGUUGACAGUAUAAGGGCUGUAUUUGAAGAAGCAAGGAUUGAUCUAGGCAAGAGUGCAAUUGAUAAAGAAGUGGUGAAGAAGGUUUGGGAUCGGAUUGCUCCUGGUCUAGCAUCCCGGUUUGAUUCACCUUACUCAAUUCCAGCUAUUGCACCACGACCACUGCUGAUUUUAAACGGUGCUGAUGAUCCACGUUGCCCGAUUGAUGGUAUAAAAAAUCCCACAAAGAGGGCUCGCAAGGCUUAUGGAAAGGCUCAUUCUUCAAACAAUUUUAAGGUAAUGGAUGGAUUAGUAGGUGACAAUUACUCUGAAAGUACUUACUUCAGUUCCUGUAAUGGCUCUUUAGCUCAUCGUACAACCUGGAAUAGGCCACCAAAUGACACCGUUAAUGGUGAAAGAAGCAAAUGAUUGGUUUGACAGGUUCCUCAAGUAAUAACUUGAUCUAGUUGUGGUUUUUGUGUUUUGUUGUUUGUGGAUGGAAAUGUGUAUUGUAAUUUGUAUGCUGCAGCUCAUUUUGAAUGAUGUGAUGAACUCUCAGACAAAAUCUCAUUGUAGUUCUAAUUUGUAAUGACAAGAAAGUAAUUCCAUUUACCGAGUUUCGUCCAUUUUCUCUCUGAUUUCCUUAUGCAAUCACAUUUUUUUGUUAGGGUUAAUAGCACAUAUAGGCUCUAUUUAGAUG